Messenger RNA from Bombus huntii, 4936 nucleotides. RefSeq names its product juvenile hormone acid O-methyltransferase (gene jhamt). Lineage: Eukaryota; Metazoa; Arthropoda; Insecta; Hymenoptera; Apidae. Gene Ontology annotation, molecular function: S-adenosylmethionine-dependent methyltransferase activity. The record is from RefSeq and is a predicted model, not a curated record. Bases 4149 to 4850 code for a protein of 233 amino acids. The transcript has 4 exons.
AGAGCAUAAUUCUUUCGCAGUUCUUCCGUUCGUUCGGAUGCUCGCGAAUUCUUGCAAAGAGACACGGGGCCGCGAGACGAGCCACGGUAUUGGAUAAUACCAGGGGCAGCCGGCUUCUGCGAGAGAACCAUCCAUUUAAAAUGUCUCCCUUAAAUCUCCAACACCACCGGCAACCACUACCAUCACCGCUCUGCCGCCGCUGCCACCGCCACCAUCUCCGUCUCCACCUCCACCGCCACCGGCGCUACCGACUUUCAGUAGUCGCCUCCAAGCUCACCCAACCUCCGGUGCCGAGGGCCUCCCUUGCACAGCCACCGGUUUCUUCCACCCCUCACUUUUAUAUCCACCUAAAUCCAUCCAUUUUAAAUGACGGAUAUUUUCUCCGAGCGACUGUAUGGAUUUUCAUACUUUCCUCCGAAGGAGAGAAGGCGUGCAUAGAACACGCGCUCACCGUUUGUCCGUUAAUAUUUUCGCACACGGCGAAGGGAUGCUACUACGACCCUUUUAACCAAAACCAACCUUUUCGUUUCGGCGCUUGAAACUUUGACAUCCAGUUACUCGUACACCCAUUCUUCUACUUUCUGAAAAUAUUCUCUUAUUCCUGCCGUUGUCGCUCCUUGUCUCGCAAUGCAUAGGUCUUUUGUUAUCGCGUGGCAACGAUUCGACGCCGAUAAUCGAGGUAAAAUUUCGAAGGAGAGGUGUCCACGAAGAAUCGAGAGGUCUGGGUCGUGAACAAUACGCUACCGUUUAUGGUUAGAUCUCUGAACAAUAGUAAAGUCAUGGAAGAAGAGAGGUCACUUGUGUCACGCGCAAAUGUAAGCGUCGAAUUUGCGUAGAGAAGUUGCGGGGGCAGAAGACGUUAUACAUAUCGAGCGACAUGUAUUAUUGAUGCGAAGAUGCCAUCGAGUAGCUUGUUUCCUUUUCUUCUUGUUUCUUCUCUUUUCUUCCAUUCUACCAGCGAAGGAAACCUAAACAAUGCGGCAUCCAAUGUAUUACAGAUUCGGUACGAACGAAAGUUCAUCGUGUCGAAUACGAUUCUAUCGGUGGUUCGUGUUUGCAAAAUUAGCAGAGACGAGAAGCUGGUUCGCAGCACGGAUAGCAAAGGUCAGCGUGUAACCCGCAAUAAUUACAAGUCUGGUACAUUAUGCACGGUCGGCCGAAUGCGGAAGGAACGUCAGGUCUCCGGCGUCGAGGCUUCGAGAACCGAGUAUAUGUAUACUAGAAGGGGACGCCGCCUUCUUCCAUUAAUCUCGCGGCAAUCGAAAUUAGCAUAAUUGACGGAGCGGAGAAUAGCGGCCUGUUCGACUCUGAAACGCCAUCUCGUAUAAUCUCUCCAUAUAUCUCACUCAGUGUUUUCCGAUAAAGCACGCAUCCGCGAAAGGACCAUCGACCUGACAAUCGUCCACGCCAUCAAGAACCCAAUCCGAAAAGUCACGGAGUAUCGUUUGAAAUUGAUUCGAAAGUUUCUUAUAAGGUUCGCCGAAUUAUUCCCAUGUUUCUGUCAAGUCUUAAACGUAACGAUGCUGUUUUUAAUUGUAAAAAUUAAACGCAAAAUAGAAAUGUACUUUGACUUAAAAUUUCUACUUUUUCCGGAUGUGCCUCUCGCGUUCCCUGUCUCUUUCUCUCUGCCUAUUCACGAGCGCUCAUCUUCUCGAGCAAGACGUAUCGACACGGAUUUUUUUCCGCGUCAGUCAUUUAUCAAAGCCCUUCGUUCUCUCCGCCGUCUCCUUCAUUCGAUACACGCGAACCUAGAGACGAGGAUUUAGGCAAAGAGACGAGACGAACGCGGGAAGAGAAGGAUACGGAAAAAAGAGCAACGUUUUUCCUUCUUCGUCCUUCCUCCUAUUCGUUCUCCGAAAGGAAAAACGUUGCUUUCGUGGAAGAUGAGAAAAUCCUCGAAUCUUGUGUAACGGAGUAGUAGUAGUACGGUACCGAUAGAACACUUUGAAAGAAAAGGUGAGAGAGGUCGCGAGCAAGAGGCGGUCUCUAUCUAUCAUUGCCUCGCGGGUUUCGCAUCCAUCUUCCUUUUCCACCACGAUCCGCCUUGUUCUACUCCCCUCGAGCCUCUCGCGCAUCCUCUUCCGCCAUACUGCGCCAUUAUUCUCUCCCUUUUCCGUCUCUCUGUCUGCCUAUCCGUCGAUCCUUCUAUUCCAACGUGGUUUUAUCUCGAGCAACGUUCGAGUCGAGUAAAAUCUCGAAGAACCGACGAUUCUCUCGGUUGAAUUCUUACUCCACAACUGCAAAGUUCGCAUAGUCUCCGGAAGGUAGAUACGCGUCAUGAGCUUUUGUUGGCGCUUAACGAAAUAAAGGUGGCUACAUAUUGCGUUAGUUUGUGCGUUAUGUGGAGACAACCGCAGAGGUAGCAACAAAGCGGGUCAAACGGUUUUUAUACCGUGGCGUCAAGUUGACAUCUGUUCCCAAAAUCUGACUGCUAUAGUCCUAUUGUACGACUGAAAUUAUUCCAGUUAACCUGUUUAACGAAGAAACGCCCUUCGCCCUACGUAUAUAGGCCUGAGUUACGGUUAUAUUUAGGGUUCACGCGUAUGCAAAUACCAGGCUACAGCGUCCGAGAAUGCAAAUCCAUGGCAAACGAAAGAUAAGCGCUGAAUCCCUGUGAUCGAUCGGAAGAAACGUCGCUCCAGUUUAAUUUAUUAAUUACGCUCCGUGGAGAGAAAGGGCGCAGGAUCGCAGCAGCCGGACUAUAAAAAUAACGACGACAUGCGCGCGAUAAAUACAGCAUGCCGUAGCGAAACAAGAAUACACGCUGAGAACCAUCAUCUGUAUAACGAGGGCGGCUUUUAAUCGAGCGAAAAAUACAAUGUUUGCGCUGCGAAUAGACCUCGAUGCUAGGUUCAAUUUCCUAACGACACCUUUCGCUAGGUGGAAGUGGUGGUCAGAAAACAGUAUAUCCGAGAAAUGCAGCGAUUUUAACGUAAACUUUAAAUUCAGAAAAAUCUACACCAUCCUUUAUCAAUAAAUUUUACAAUAUUCCUAUCUAAAAAUAUUCAUAAACCGAUCUCUGUUCAUCGUAUAAUGUAUCUGCCAGAUGGAUCGAGACUUCUUUCCGGUUAAUGAUCCCUGUUACGAAGUUAAAACGGCUACAAAACGGCAGUGCAACCAGGCCUACCUGGCAAUCGGGCAAAAUAUUAUUUGUACGAACGAAUGCAGCCGAACUAGAAUGCAUAUCAAACUGCAGUUCAAGUUUAGCCAUUCGUGAAUGUUCGGUAAAAAUCGGACGGUACCGAAUCUACACGGCCCAUAAACCGGCCGCGACUACUUUCCCCCUUUCGUCUUAGCACCACCUCAUCCCUCGUACGAAGUAGGUCCAGACCUAUCCUAUCAAAUUUCGAUGUUCUAAACGCACGGUGGACCUUCCGCUAUACAUUUCGUUAUCGAUGUCAUGGGCACGGUGUAACUAAUAUACGCGAGUCCAACAGUUCCGAUUCCAUCUUCUUCCGAUCGUACAAAGUCGAUAAUCGACAAAUAUUCAUACGCGAGGAUCAGGUUGGCGAAAUAUUGACGACGUUCAAGGAGUUUAAGGAGCUGACGCUUAAGUAGAAUCACACUGGGUACGACCGUCGUAGUCGAAGAUACGGAAAAGACGCGCGAUCACGAUAGAUCUACGGCACAAAGGAUGGGAUAAGAAAUAACAGAUCUUCAAAAUUAUUAAACGGACAAGCAGCCGAUUCUAAAACAUUCCAGACGUAAUCAUAGAAGAGGUCAUUCAACUUUCAAACGUGACCAUCUUCCACGCGUGACAAGAAAGGAAAAAGGAAAAAGUGAAGGCAGUGACGGAAGCAAAGAAAAAAAGAGGAGGAAAAUAAUAAAGUAAGAAUAUGGGAGAAGUAUGUCUGUAUGGCAGGAAGGUUAUUUGUACGACUCACCGAAUAUAAAUACCAAAGUUGGGUCGAAAAGUCACCAGUAGAAGAUCUGACGGUGUAUUGAGUCAAUACAUACUUUUCUUCCCCACCCCCGGGACACCGAAGCCAUUGUCACCGAUCGACAUAAAUGUUGAAAAUUUCACGAAUUGUCGCGGUCGCUCGAAGAUCCAUAACCGCGAGACACGUAGGAAUCGUUCGACCGUUCGCUUCGAACUAAGUUUCGUUAGAAAUUCAUACAUCGUUAGAAAGAUAAACAGUCGAAUAGAGAUGAACAUGGUAGAAGAAUACGUGAACGCGAGCAAGUCUCAGUACCGCGACGCGUUCGACAUUAUCGAGGAAUUCAAGAAAGAGAUGUCCGAGAUGAGGGGGAAGUGCAUCGACAUCGGUUGCGGACCAGGGGACGUUACGAAGAAGCUGAUCCUACCUAAGUUGUCACUGGAAGCGGAGCUAGUAGGUAAAGGAACAAGGACAAAAGGAUGGUUGAAGAGAGCCUUCGACAAUAUUUACAAGUUACUGCGACCAGGAGGAAAAGCUCUGGUUAUGUUCCUGGCUUGGAACGACGGUUUCGAUGCCUACAUGAGGAUUCACGAGAACCCACGAUACAAACCAUAUAUGGAGGACGCAAAUCGCUUCGUGCCUUUUUUCCAUCGGUGCAAAGAUUCCCGAGCGGCAUUAAGGAAGAUGCUGGAGGACGUAGGCUUCGAGAUUCUACACUGUAGCAGGAGAGAAAAAAGCUUCGUUUACCAGAACAUGCAAAUAUUAAAACGUCAUAUGAUUGCGGUUAAUCCCUUCAUCUCGCGGAUCCCUGAUCACCUCAAAGAGGAGUUCGAGAAUGUGGUAGUGCGCGAAGUAGCGAGCCAGAAGAUCCUAUUCCCGAACAAAAACGACAACGGUCAACAAGAAUAUAGUAUUUUGGAUAGAUAUCACAUUCUUGUGGCGUAUGUAAAGAAGCCUUCCGACACAUGCUGAAAAAUUCAUUAGGAAUUUUGUUUUGACCACAGGGAUGAGAGUUUAUCAUUGUAUCCGUCGUUAUUAAUAAAACAGGUAAAAUGGCA